AUGGAAGAGAAGGAAGUUGAAAGGAAUCACAGGAGCCCGGUUAGGCAUAAAAGGCUACCACGAGAUGAGUUUUGGGGCUAUUCAACCUGGAUGCUCUUCAAACACCGGUUGGCUCUUUUAGUUUUUGCAAUGUGUAUCAUAUUUGCUGUGUGGCUACUUCGCAAAGGCUUCAACGAUUCCAAUGUGUUCAUCCUGACUUUGAUUAUCACAUUUGAUGUGUUGUUUGUCACCUUUGCCGUCGUUGGACUGUUUACCAUCUUCACUCAGGACGAAUUUGCAGAAGUUAUGUCAUUGCGCAAUAGAAUGCAUUUUCUCAAUGAGGUGAUCGAAAACCGCCCAGGCGUUACCAUGGACAAGUGGGACGUGGUCGCAGCCAACAUCAACGAAACGCUAGCCUCAAACGGCUCAUAUUCCAACUCCGGCUACUUUUUUGAUGGCGAGAUGUGCCACGAUGAAUUCAAGCGCUUAUUUAUGCGGGAUUCUGAAGCGUCAGAGUAUCCAGAACUUAUAAAAUACAUUGAGAAGGCUCUGAGGGUCUACCAAGCUAACGUUGAUGCUUAUUGGUCGGAGAGCAUCCAAAAAGCUCGUGGAAAGUGA
This is a messenger RNA of Lachancea fermentati, 597 nucleotides long. NCBI's taxonomy places the organism in Eukaryota, Fungi, Ascomycota, Saccharomycetes, Saccharomycetales, Saccharomycetaceae. The record is from the annotation of a GenBank genome assembly.